AUGACACUUGUGACACAGAGGGAUCAUGAUGAUGAUUUUAUUGAGCCUCCACCCAAGAGGGUCAGACCUGAUGCUGUCUCGCCAACCGCCGCAGCUUCCGAAGCUUCGGCUCCCAAGACGGCUCCUACGGCGCAAGCAUCGACUGCCUCCUCCCUUUCCAAAGGAAAAGAUGCUCCUGCUGCUGCCGCAGCUCCUCCUUCUAAUCUACGAGGUGUAAUAUCCUCUUUAGAGGCUUUCGCCUCUCAGUUCACCUCCCUGGAGGCGGACAAAAUUCGGCUGCAAGAGGAGGCUAAAUCUUCCUCUUCAAAGAUGGAUGGCGCCAUCAAAAAGGCCGCCAUGGCCCGCCAGGAGGUCGACUCCCUGAAAGAAGAGCUGAACAAGCUGAAGGAAAGGCUGAAGGAGGAGGAAGCUCGAGCGGCAGAAAAGGAUGAACUCCUUCGUCAGUCUGCCUUAGCCCUGCUUGAAGCCGCCAGCAUCCCUGCUACUGCCUUGGACAAAGUUCCAGGCAACUCCCUGGCAAAUGGUGUGUCAAUGGUUCUUGCCACCCACCAGCUUACCCGGGAGCUGCUUGACAAGGGAAAGGGUGCUCUGGCGCGGAUGCAUUCAAUGAUAUUCCCCAAGGCCAAGCAGGAGAAGACUCUGGGACAGCUGAUUGAUGCCUUCGCAGUCGACACCAAGGAGGUCAUCGAGGUAUUCAAGCGCACCUCACGUACCUAUGGUGCCCUUCUUGCCUUCCAACUUAUGAUGGGUUACGGCUUUAAGGCUGACAUCAAAGAAAUGACUAAGGAGCUGCCGAAAGAGAAAGAUGGGCGUCUUGUUAACUUAAGCGCUUUUACAGCGUCCGCCCGUACUUGUGCUCGCCAGCUCCUUGAUUUAGUUUCGUCGGGAAAGGUUUUCCCGGUGUCCUCGUUUGUUGAUGACUCUUCGGGCGUUCUUCCCGAAGGUUUGCUGUCGAUUGCCAACGCUACUGGGGACCUGGAGGCGCUGUACCCGAAGGUAUUGUUGCCUGCCAACAUAGUUGUCGACAGACUCGAGGAAGACACAAGUGUACCUGAAGAAAGAGGGACUCCACAAGGGUGA
Lolium perenne is the source of this 1080-nucleotide messenger RNA. The record is from RefSeq and is a predicted model, not a curated record. Lineage: Eukaryota; Viridiplantae; Streptophyta; Magnoliopsida; Poales; Poaceae.